This is a messenger RNA of Laetiporus sulphureus 93-53, 381 nucleotides long. RefSeq lists its product as uncharacterized. Bases 1 to 381 code for a protein of 126 amino acids. The transcript has 2 exons. The record is from RefSeq and is a predicted model, not a curated record. Gene Ontology annotation, molecular function: structural constituent of ribosome. Gene Ontology annotation, cellular component: mitochondrion; large ribosomal subunit. Gene Ontology annotation, biological process: translation. NCBI's taxonomy places the organism in Eukaryota, Fungi, Basidiomycota, Agaricomycetes, Polyporales, Laetiporaceae.
AUGGUGACCGGUCGUGUCAACCGUCAAAUUGCGCGCCAAUGUGCUCGCUCUUUCGCAACAGCCACUCCUCCCGCUCAUCCUGAGCCCGCACAACCCGAGCCAAAUACCCAUUUCCGCAUAACUCUCCGCCGAUCCGCUAUCGGCCUCCCAUCUCGCAUCAAAGGCACUCUUGUCGCGCUUGGUCUCCACAGGAGAAUGCAUACCGUGUAUCAUAAACAUUGCCCAGACAUUGCGGGCAAAAUUCUCGCCGUGAAGGAAUUGGUGCAAGUGGAGAACGUCCCUGCGUCUGCGGUGAGGACGAAGACGGAGCAGAGGCGGGAGAGGAGAGCACCUCGUGGAUAUUCGAUAGUGGGGUCGAAGCUCCAGGAUGCAGACCUGUAA